Ixodes scapularis (black-legged tick) is the source of this 1035-nucleotide messenger RNA. RefSeq names its product protein AMN1 homolog. Gene Ontology annotation, molecular function: protein binding. Gene Ontology annotation, biological process: SCF-dependent proteasomal ubiquitin-dependent protein catabolic process. Bases 79 to 852 code for a protein of 257 amino acids. The record is from RefSeq and is a predicted model, not a curated record. Lineage: Eukaryota; Metazoa; Arthropoda; Arachnida; Ixodida; Ixodidae. Gene Ontology annotation, cellular component: SCF ubiquitin ligase complex. The transcript has 8 exons.
UCAAUUAGCUGGGCGGAAUGUAAACAAGUCCGCGUUGUGGUGGUGGAAUUUGAUUGACCGACUUUCGACAGCUCUACUAUGAUGCACUGUUCCACGACACAGAAUCCCAUUUCCCUGGAACGCAUUUGCCUCGAGUCUGUAGUGGGUAAAAUAGAAAAGGGCGACUCUCUCGAUGGCGUCUCCCUGCCACCGUGUGUGAUGGAUGCCUUGCACACAGUUCUAGCGUCCAGAAACCUGAUAAGCGACCGCACCAUGCAUCUAGUGUUUCAUACAAACUCUGAAAAGGCAAAACUUCAAAGCAGCCAGGUCACCGCGGAAGGGUUGAACCACUUGAGAAAAUGCUCCCGGCUCACUUCAUUGGAGAUCGGCCCUGCAAUUAAAUGGCCAUCUGACGAAGAAUACCUUUGCAAAGUCCUGUCUGAGCUUUGCAACCUCAAAGAGCUCCGCCUGGAGCAAGGAGGCUGCGUGAAGUCCUCCCUGGUUUCCAUGUUGUCUCGGCAAAACCCAACCCUGACUGUACUCAGCCUUUCCGGGUGCUCCAAUGUAGAGGACCAGUGUCUCUCUUCCCUGGGACAGCACUGCUACCGGUUAGAGUGUGUGGACUUCUCCUACACCCAGAUCACAGAUGAUGGUAUCGCAUCACUCUUUCAGAGCCCCUGCAGGUUGACAUUGAAGGAGGUGAUUGUGAGGGGCUGCAGGAGUAUUACGAACUGCGCCAUUGAAGGCCUCUACAGCAGCUGUCCGAAUCUAAGCAUACUUGUGUUUGACCAUUGUCCUCUCGUUGAAGCCGACUGCAGGUUCUUCCCAAGACCAAAAAACCUGAGGCAGAUGGCUUGGUCCAUUUUUAUGUGAGCGAACACGAUCUCGACACGGCUGUACAGAAGCUCCCAGAGCAUUCUUGACAAACCUGAGACCAGGUCUGCAGUUUCUCCGAGGUCUACUUCGGGUGGUGUGGUAUCGAGGGCAAUGGAAAACAUCAAUCGUGUAAAGUGUCCUCUCGUCCAUGGAUGUCAUAAACAUGUAAAAAACGUACUG